UUAAAAACACCGGAUUCAGUGACAAAAUAACGCAAAGGAAGAAGUUCGUUACUCAGUUUUGUUUUGGGGUCCUGGUUUGAUAUCAACGCGAAUCAACGAUAUCAACAUGACGGAUAGACUCAGAACCAGGAGGAUCUCCAGGGUGGAGAACAUGAAAGUGCCUGCCCACAAACCAAAAGCUUGGUUUGGAUGCAGGCACGUGCAGAUUCUUCUCAUGACUCUAGGAUUUUUCACUUGUUACGCGGUCAGAGUCGCCCUGUCCAUCUCACUGGUGGCUAUGACCAACUCUAAACAUGCGAAUCCAGAUUUUUUAGAAUUUAAUUGGGACGACGGGAUCCAGAACACGAUCCUCAGUUCCUUCUUCUGGGGUUACGUGAUAACCCACAUACCGGGCGGUGCUCUAGCUCAAAAAUUCGGAGCACAGAAAUUAUUUGCCUUCGCAGUAGGUCUCUGCGGACUUGUUACGAUAUUUAUUCCUACCGCAGCUACGUACGGAGGAUGGCAGGCUGUUAUUGUUCUGAGAAUUCUCACCGGAUGUUGUCAGGGUGUAGUACCCCCGUGUAUACAUACUCUAUUAUCAAAAUGGGUACCUUUGGAGGAGAGAGGAAGAGCAGGCAGUUGCACGUACUCCGGCGGUUGGCUAGGGAACGUGAUAGCCCUGUUAACCUGUGGAGAACUAUCCAAAUCAAUCUUAGGCUGGCCAGGGAGUUUCUACACUUGGGGUGGAAUAGCCAUCCUCUGGGCUGUCCUCUUCCUCAUCUUCGGAAAAGAUUCUCCCUCUGAUCACAAUAAAAUUCCCCUGGAUGAGAGAGAGUACAUUGAAGUGAGCUUGGGAGUCACAGAAACCGUCGAGACAUUGAAAACACCUUGGCUAUCGAUCAUGACCUCGAUUCCUGUCUGGGCACUGCUGAUUGCCCAGUGCUCGCAAGCCUGGGGUUUCUGGAUGCUCCUCACCAAGACCCCAGCGUAUAUGGACAACGCGUUGCAUUAUAAAAUCGACGAGAAUGGCCGAGUAUCAGCGCUACCAUACCUGGCAGCAUGGCUACUGGGUUUCCCCAUAAGUUACGCAUCUGACAGGCUCGUUAAAGCCGGCUAUGUGUCCCUAGUCACCAUGAGAAAGAUAGCAAAUACGAUUGGUGAAUUUAUUCCAGCAGCAGCAUUAAUUGGACUCGGUUACGUUGACAGUGAGCAUCGUGAAAUUGCGGUCGGUGUCCUUGUCACAGCCGUGGGAUUCAAUGUUGCUGUGUUUAGUGGCCAUCAGAUGAAUCACAUGGAUCUAAGUCCAAAUUUUGCCGGUAUACUCAUGGGAAUUACUAAUGCUGCAGCUAAUAUUUGUGGAAUUGCUGCACCACUCAUUUGUGGACUCAUUGUUACUGACACCAGUGAUGUCCACCAAUGGAGAAAAGUCUAUUUCUUAUCAGCUGGAAUUUACAUAAUAGGAAAUUUAGCAUUCGUGCUGUUCGGAAAAGCAACUGUACAACAAUGGAAUGACACAACAACACACAUUGAGGAUCACGAAAUCUCGACAAUCCCAGAGGGGCCAAAAGAUAUCGACGAGAAGAGGAUUGAAGAAAAGAGUGAAAUUAUACAGUAAUUCUUCACCUCAUUUCCUACAUUGGGAAAUUACGGUUUUUAUCCAGGAAACAUUUGAGAAAAUAUUUCUCAGAUCAAUUUGCAUCUCAGAUUAUCAUAAUGUAGCUAUUUAAUAUUUAUUAUGUACAUAAAUUAAGUUCCAAAUCCAUAAAAAAUGAUAGGUUUGGAAUUAUUUGAAGUUUUAUUUGAAUAUGACACCCACUUUAGUCCAUUUUUCUUCGUCUACUUGACUUCGAUUUCCAAAGGGUUUUCAGGAUCCAUAUUGUGCCAACUGAGGUCACGAAUAAUGUGAUACAAGUGACAAAAUGCCUCUGGGAUAAAUCUCCAACUGGGACUUUCCAUUCGUAACUUUUGGUUUUCUGGAAAAAAAAUCAAAAUUAUAGAAAUUAUCCUUGAAAAUCUGUGUAGAGGUAUCCCUCAUUCAGAAUAUUUCCAUUCAAAUAUUUAUGCAUUUAUUCACAAGCAU
Diachasma alloeum is the source of this 2059-nucleotide messenger RNA. Its product is annotated as putative inorganic phosphate cotransporter. Gene Ontology annotation, molecular function: transmembrane transporter activity. Gene Ontology annotation, biological process: monoatomic anion transport; transmembrane transport. The coding region runs from base 107 to 1594 and encodes 495 amino acids. The transcript is spliced from 7 exons. NCBI's taxonomy places the organism in Eukaryota, Metazoa, Arthropoda, Insecta, Hymenoptera, Braconidae. The record is from RefSeq and is a predicted model, not a curated record. Gene Ontology annotation, cellular component: plasma membrane.